This is a messenger RNA of Cyclospora cayetanensis, 3168 nucleotides long. RefSeq lists its product as uncharacterized. The record is from RefSeq and is a predicted model, not a curated record. The transcript has 2 exons. NCBI's taxonomy places the organism in Eukaryota, Apicomplexa, Conoidasida, Eucoccidiorida, Eimeriidae. The coding region runs from base 1 to 3168 and encodes 1055 amino acids.
AUGGAUACGGAGUUAUUUCUGAGAGCGCACCAAGGCGCACGCGUCGGGGUAACAGCCAGAGGACCUCGUAGAGUCUUUACUAGCUCUUUAGACCACUUGCUCCAAGCCGCCUCCCUUCCAGCGUCGGCUUCGCAAGGUUUGCAGGCGCAGUAUCCACCGUUCGUUCCGUCUAGUCAAGGGCGACCCUUGGCAGCGGAGCGGUCACAAACGCGUCUCGUAACGCCUGGUGACAGCCAGAAAAAGCUCUUGCAUGCGGGCCCUUCCUACCUCGCAGUGCGCUCUCCGCACACCUCCUCGGAUGCGCACGGGAAAACUGCUACCUUGCGUCCACUCCAGGAGCCAACAGAACACUUGGACGAAGGCGCUUGCUCCCCCCAGAGGGAAGGGGAUUCCCAGGCGGCACAGGCUCUCUCGCUCAGUGCUGCAAGCGCCGACGAGGCCCUGGAGAGCCCGCAGGCAUUCACAGCGCCUUCGAUUGAAGACGACUCCUUGUGGGAAGACGAGGCAGACUGUUCUGGGGGCCCCUUUUGUGAGUCGGGGGGGGAAUCUCUGACGACACCCGAGCAAACAGCGCGGGGAGGUUUUGAAGGGAGGCAUCUUGCUGAGCUCCCUUGGGUGCGAGAGGGAGACCUCCUGCUCCGACAAAGGCGGCAGAGCACAACGACGCAGCCAACAGGCGGACUGCGGCCGAAAUCUGCCACGAAGGAGGAGGAGGGAGAGGCGCUGGACUUAGGAGACGCUGCGGAGGUCUCAGUGCCGGAGCCACACUCGAGCUUAGUGAAAGACGCGAAGGCGUCACUUGCACCCGUAGACACAGAUGCCACCAAGGACGCUGGAAAAACGUUGCUGGUGACAGGCGACUCUUACAAAGUACAAGAAAAGAGUCCAGCCUCACCAGGCAGCGGCGGUCCGGAGAACUCUGCGCCCCCCUCGUCAUGUGAGACGCCUUUCCUGGCCUUCCCAGAUUCUCAAGAAGCCUUUCCUGUGACUUUGAGUGCCUCUGCUGGUAAACUGCAGCUGCGAACGGCGGCAGAAUUUGGCGGAGAGGUCCCGCCAAGUGAGACCGUUUCGCCCAGGGGGUGUUCAAGGGUCAGCAACCCUUGGAGUGCAGCCUCAUCAAAUACCCUGAAAGAAAGUCCUCGAGGGUGUCAAAUUAUGAAGGCCUCCUCAACGGAAGACAAGGCCCCUGAAGAGCAUCGUCUGUUCUCAGCGGAAACGCAUGCGUCUACCCCUCGGUUUAAAAAGUGGGCUACUAAGGAAAUCUCAAGCAGGAGACAGGAUGCGGCUGCGGACAGUCCAGCAAGAGAGAUAUCUGGAGCCUAUGGAGCAGAUAUGGGUUCUUUAGAGCAAAGAAGUGAAGAAGAACGAUGCAAGGAGGGCCAGCCAAUAUCGGCAGCACGCCAUCAAUCAACCCGAAUUGCGUCCACGCAGGAGCCAGGAAGCUCUGCGCUGGUAGAGUCGAAGAAAACCGCUGAAAUUAGAAGCGAGGAGAGUCUCUCUUGCUUCAGCAUUCCUGUGUGCUCAGCAUCAGCAGAGAGGCCUGUCCUCCAAGUGCUCGCAGACAGUCCCAGAGGCCACACCGCGUGCGCCCUCGAAAAGGAUGUCGCCUUAUCAUCCCUUGUUUCUUCUCCGCAGGAGGCUUCCCCUAAAGGCCUAGCGGACACGGAAAAGCCUUUCUGCGACCCCCCCAAUUUGCAGAUGAUGUCCUCUCCUGCAGCAAUGUCUCCUCGACGGUUCGUUGCCGAGGCGGGCCAGAGUUUUAAGGAGAAAUUCUUGCAGCACUGGACUGGAGACAGUUUGCAGCCUGUGGCUGGGCGCAUUGAAGGAAGGACACCCUCAGUGGAGCGCGCUGGAAAAAAUGCAGUCGAAAGGCAGGAUGCCGCACCCUCUUCAGCUCAGCAGCAGCAGCAAAAGCGGCCGGCUCUCCAGUCGCCUAGCUCUUUGGCAAACAAAGGCUUGAAUAAAGGCAGCUCUUGGGGGCUUCCAUGCGGUCGGCGGUGCGAGGCCUGUAUUGCGGAGGUGUGUGACCGCCUACUGGCGGAGGCGAGUCCAACGGAAGCUGCCGCCCUGAAACAACUUACAUCUCCCAAUAGAAGGCUUCUCUCAGGAGAAGAGACUCCCCUCGACCGCCUAGCUGAGGCAGGACCCUCCGUCGCAGCCACGAUCAUGCGACUUGUGUCCAUGUCUCCUAAAAGGUCAGGGCAGGCGGGACCAACUAGCUCGCUCGCUGGCGCUGGCCUAGCCACACCCGUAGCAGCAGCAGCCAACGGCAGUGGAUCGCCAAAGAAAGCGCAGGGGAGGAGGCGCUACCCGGAGCCUCAGAAUGUUUUUGCCGGGCACAAGACAGCGCGGUGCUCCGAAGACGGCGUGUCAGAGCGCAUGUGCCUGGUGCUGCCUGCCGGGACUAGGGAGCUCCUGUGGAUGCUGUCUCGGCGGCCUCCUGAGGCUUUGUCAGAGCCAGCCUGUACAGGGUCCUUACCCCAAGGCCCUCUCCCAAAGGACGGGGUGGCAUCAGGUGUUUCAGAGCCCCCUGGAAAAGCUCCGCCAGAAAAGCGGAACCCAGCUGUGGCCGUGAAACCCGUCACCCGAGUCACCACUCUAAAGGGAAAGGACGCAGGAAACUUUGGCUUGCAGAGGAUCAAGAAGGCCCUAAAGCCUUCCUUGAGGGGAAGCCUUCCCCCCUCCUCCUCAGCAAACAAACACCAGAAGCUUCCGGCUAAGACACCCGCAACCAAGAGCUCGCCCGCAGUCUGCACGCAGAAGCGUCGCGAGCAAGUGGGAGCUCCUCAUCACGAGGGUUCCCCCGCACACAAGAGAGCAGAAAAAAUUCUGCUCUCCAAAGCUCGGAGCUGCCCUGCAGUAUCGGGAGGGUCCCCUGGGUGUCAGUGUGAAAAGAGCUUGUUUCCCGACGGCGGUGGCUCCCUGGUCCCGAGUUGUGCCCCGCGGAAACAGCAGAGCGAACGACUCUUAAGGGGAAAUGUGUCUUCCCACAAAAAGCGCUGUGUCACUGCUCAAAAAGUGGAAGGUCCAAGCACUAGCACAGCGACAAGCGGGCAGCUACGAGGGAAGAAACCCCCUUGGGACUUUUCCUGUGUCCUGCGGCACGACGGCCCCCGCCUGCCAUUCAGCACGCUCCUAAGGGGACAGGGGAAGCGAAGGGGUCUUUGA